AUGGUCCUUCCAGGAUGUGUCUCAAGCAGAGCUCUGCGCAGCCGAUUAUUACAGCAACAGCUCACGCGCUCCAUUACUCGACAAGCUGCACCAUGGACAACUUCGACAACUAGGCGAUUUUCCUUGACUUCGGCGCAAUCCCGCAACGAAUUUUCUCCCCGUCGAGAUCAUGAAUUUCGCAAAUCCAAACCCAAAUUCAAAUCUGCGCCCUGGUCCAAUCGUCCAGGCAAAACUUCCGUCUCGAGCACUCCGUCCCAGAAGAUAUUUGAUCGAGGAUUCGGACACAUAGGCGAUGAUGAUUUGUUGAUGGAAAUCGCGCAAGAAAAGACGCAAGCUGUGAAUCGCAAACGAGUUCGCCUAGAGAUGGAAUGGGUGAAAGAUCCGCUUCUGUUAGCCACGCGAGUCUCUUCUGCUUUGCGCGCUGGAAAUCCAGAAAUGGCAGCGAGGCUGGCUCGCGAGGCAGUAAAGGAGUCACCAGGUGACAAAUAUACUGUCGCAUGGAAUCGUAUCUUUCAAUAUUGUAUGGACCGGGGGCACCCCAAGCCUGCCUUGAGAUUUUUCAAUGAUAUGAAAAAGCGCGCCGGAAAACCUAACACUCGAACCUUCACUAUCCUACUUACUGGGCUUCGGAAAGCUCCGAAAAUACCUGGCUUCAAUAUUGUGAAAACCGCUGAACAUAUCUAUAACUCGAUUUCUGCGACAAACUCUGAAGUCAAACUCGAUAUAAUCCAUACAAAUGCUAUGCUGUCGGUCUGCCAGUAUCACGGCGAUGUUGAUUCACUGUGGCGCAUUGCCGGAGAGCUCUCGGAGCAGGGGUCCGGUGCACCGAAUAUGAGAACCUAUACGGUCAUUCUAGGCGCUCUACAAUAUGCAGCCCGCGACGAUGUGAAAAGGAUGGAUGCUUAUGAUAUCAACGGUAUCUUUGCGCGAAAAAAUCAGCUGAUGAUUGAUGCGAAACGAAUUUGGGCCGACAUUAUUCACCGGUUCAAGGAUGGGGAUGUAUUGCCUGAUAACCGUGUGGUGAACAGCAUGGCCGAAUUACUUCUAGAGGGUGCCACUGAGCAGAAUUACUAUGAUGUUUUCUCUUUAUACAAUCAAACCAUGGGUAUUCCAAUCCUCUGCCCCCGCCUUUCAGCAAACGCCAAAAACAGGCCUUCCAUCGUUUGGGAGGUUAAGCAACGAAGAGAGGGUUACCAAGCACCCGAGGAAGAGAAUGUUCCGUUUGUCGACGAGAACAACCAAACUCUGAAGUUGGGCAAGGAUGGAAACCGACAGGAAGAGCUUAUUCGUGGACCAAGAGAAGAGACGUCGGAUGUUGAGGGGGAAGAAGAGGUUGAAGAGAACUUCGAUGAGCUUUUCGAACCUCUUGCCGAUGGGCCUGUUCCAGAGCUCCGACCGAACAACAAAGAUCUUACUCUCAUUAUAGAUGCAUGUCUCAGCAUGUCGCAAGGCCUCGGGCCGGGUGCUAAAUACUGGAAGCAUCUUACGUUGGAAUCAACGCCAUAUAAGAUCCAACCGGAUAGUGCUGCGACUAUGCAUUUAUUACGUCUACUUCGCUUGUCACGAGCAAGUAAAAUGUCCGUUCAAGUCAUUCGGGACCAACUACUGCCGCUAGGAGAAGUAGAUGGAAAAGCGUUCCACAUUGCUCUCUCUGCUUGUCGCCGUGAUAACCACAAUCACGCCUGUCUCGUCAACGGAAACGAGAUUAUGAACAUGAUGGGUAAAGCUUUGAUUCUGCCUGAUCCUCGAGCUCUGGAGAGCUACGUCGAUCUUGUCAGGAGACUUGAACGCCUGCCAAAUAUUCUUAUGUAUUUGAAAGGCCUCGACAUUGAUGAAAAGCGCGAGGCACGCAACAUGCAAUCAUUAGGCAAGAAGCUGUAUGUCAAGCUUCAUUUACUUGCAAUUGAAACUCUCCGCCCUCAUAUUGCCAAACUCCACGAGGCUGUAGAGAAUGGAAAACCGGCUCCGCUCACUCGUUGGAAUUCGGUCGCCGGCGGGAAGGAGAAGGUACAUUCCCCUGUCCAAGGACUUAUGCUUGUGAAGACAAUGCCUCACAUCCGUCUCAUGAUUGACGAGCUUUUGAAGUCUGAGUACUCCUCUUUCAUCUCGAAAGCCGAACGUCAAGCUCUCCAGUCUGAUUCUAAGCUGCUGAAGCCAUACUCUGACCAAGCCACAAUUGAGAAGCUCAGCGGCGAAGUUGUCUUCCCCACACAGGAGCAGCGCACCGCGCACCGCGAGGCAAACGGAGGAUUUCAAUUCCCUGAGUUAGAGGAGAAUGCUGGAGGGGAAGAAGUGGAGACUUCUCCCUCGGACUCCAAAUCUGAAUCUUGA
Messenger RNA from Penicillium angulare, 2331 nucleotides. Its product is annotated as pentatricopeptide repeat-containing protein. The record is from RefSeq and is a predicted model, not a curated record. The coding region runs from base 1 to 2331 and encodes 776 amino acids. The transcript has 2 exons. Gene Ontology annotation, molecular function: protein binding. NCBI's taxonomy places the organism in Eukaryota, Fungi, Ascomycota, Eurotiomycetes, Eurotiales, Aspergillaceae.